UCUUUGCAGGCGCUAGAAACAUCGCAGAGGAUUUUCUUGAGGUUCAACGCAUUUCCCGAGCACCGAUUCCAAGGAAAUUUCGAGGAAAGCUGCACCGCAGAACUGUACAAAAUGUGGCAUGAACUGUUCAGCGGAUAUGAGGGAGAUAACACAUAUCCACUCCACCAUAUUCACGCUUUUCCUCCUGCUGUUUCAUCUGACGGAGUAUGGGGAUGCAGGAGGAAGCAUCCAGGGAGUAGAAAUUCUAAUGCCCCCAUCACAUGUUGCUCUCAGUGGUGAUCUUCACGUCCAGAUAGCAUCGUCAUCUUUUCCUCCUCUUCUGAUGCAACUCUCGCGACUAGAAGGAGAUUCGGCUCAACCCCUAACUACCUUCCCAGUGUAUCCAGUGGCGAGGGCCCUGAAAAUGAACUCGACGGUGGUGAAGAUUCCAUGUGGCUACUUCUCUAGAGGAGGGCAAUACUACGUACUGGUGAAGAAACAACCAAUAGGUCUGAAGAACAUGACUACUCCUGCCGAUCAAGACUCCUCUGUCAUCACCCGCUCGCUGGACGUCCGGUGGCCGAUGCCUCAACUGUCCCUCACUCCCGAGAACCUCCAAACCUACCCGGAGCGGCCCGUCAACGCCAUCUUGGAAUUCCCCGAGGUGAUGUGUCCGCCGAAAGCGGAUACUCCGGCCAGCGCCAUUCCCGAGUUCUGGCUGGAACUCUACUAUUGCGGACAGUCGCUGCUUACCUGUGAUAAUAGUGAAACUGGAAUGAAUAGAAGCGCUCAGGUGCUGUACUCCGAACAGGUCCGCGGUUUUCCUGGCAAACGCGUCCUCACUUUGCGAUGCGAGCUGUUCGGACUUGCUGGCCAUUACGCCCUUUUUUUGCGGCCUACUGCGACGGGGAUACCGCUAGUGGCCUUGCCUCACACCGCCGCCUAUGUCAAGGUGAGCAAUACAAAAUCUACAUCAAAACACAGAUGA
Messenger RNA from Phaedon cochleariae (mustard beetle), 967 nucleotides. Lineage: Eukaryota; Metazoa; Arthropoda; Insecta; Coleoptera; Chrysomelidae. The record is from the annotation of a GenBank genome assembly.